Messenger RNA from Lathyrus sativus (Indian pea), 1428 nucleotides. The record is from the annotation of a GenBank genome assembly. Lineage: Eukaryota; Viridiplantae; Streptophyta; Magnoliopsida; Fabales; Fabaceae.
AUGAAGAACGAUAUCAUGGCACUUGAAACUGGUGUUACAAAUGAUCCAAAUUCUCUUCUUGAUGACGAUGGAAGACACAAAAGAACUGGAACGGUGUGGACUGCAAGCGCACAUAUCAUAAACGCAGUUAUUGGAACUGGAGUCCUCUCCUUACCAUGGGCCAUGUCCCAAAUGGGAUGGGCCCUUGGAAUAUCCUGCAUUUUUGUGUUUUCUGGUGUUACCCUCUACACAUCAAAUCUUCUAGCUGAUUGUUAUAGAUCACCAGAUUCUGUUACUGGGAAAAGAAACACCACUUACAUGGAAGCUGUCAAAGUUCACUUAGGUGGCAAACAGCAUGUCUUUUGUGGUUUGGUUCAGUACAUUAACCUUGCUGGUUUCACUAUUGGUUUCAUCAUUACUACCUCUACUAGUAUAGUGACGAUAUUGAAAAACAAUUGCUACCGCAAGAAUGGAUUUGAAGCUUCCUGUCGUUUUUCGAAUAACCCAUACAUGAUUAUUAUUGGAGUAAUUGAAAUAAUAUUAUCUCAAAUUCCAAAUUUUCACAAGCUAUCUAUUCUCUCAGUCUUAGCAGCUACCAUGGCUUUUGGCUAUGCUUCCAUUGGAGUUGGACUUUCUCUUUCCACCGUUAUCCAAGGAAAUGGGAACGUAAAGAGCACGAUGGCAUUCGCAGGAAGCGACGAGAAUCGCAGUACAUCAGACAUAGCAUGGAAUAUGUUGGUUGCAAUCGGAGACAUUGCACUUGCAGGUGCUUACGCUCAAAUUGCAGUAGAUAUACAAGAUAGUCUGAAAUCAUCACCUCCAGAAAACAAAACAAUGAAAAGAGCAAACACGCUUGCGAUAUUCACUAUGACUAUUUUCUUUAUCUUGAAUGCAUGUGCUGGAUAUGCUGCUUUUGGUUCAAACACUCCUGGUAACAUACUAAAUAGUUCCGGCUUUCGCAAACCUUUCUGGUUAUUAGAAUUGGCCAAUGCCUUCAUAGUUGUCCACCUUAUUGGAGCAUUUCAGGUACUAGUCCAACCCGUGUUCCGUAUAGUUGAAAUGAUUGCUGCGGAAAAAUGGCCAAACUCAAGUUUUGUAACAAGGGAGAUUCCUAUGAAUUUUGGGAAAAUAAACUACACAAUCAAUUACUUUAGAUUACUUUGGAGGACAAUAUUUAUAAUAGUGGUAACUGUUUUAGCCAUGGCAAUGCCAUUUUUCAAUGCGAUGAUUGCUCUUCUUGGUGCUGUUGGAUUUUGGCCUUCAGUUGUUUAUUUUCCUGUGGAAAUGUAUAUUGUCAAACAAAAUAUCAAAAAAGGAACAAUUCGUUGGAUUGGGCUUCAAUCAUUGAGUUGUUUCUGUUUUAUUGUGUCAUUGGCUGCAGCAACUGGAGCUAUUCAUGGGUUGGGUGAAGCCGUUGGAAAAUACAAACCUUUCAUGUAUAAGGCCUAG